Molecule: messenger RNA, 3628 nt
Organism: Zootoca vivipara (common lizard)
Lineage: Eukaryota; Metazoa; Chordata; Lepidosauria; Squamata; Lacertidae
Biological process (GO): regulation of transcription by RNA polymerase II
Cellular component (GO): chromatin; transcription regulator complex; PcG protein complex
Molecular function (GO): RNA polymerase II cis-regulatory region sequence-specific DNA binding; DNA-binding transcription factor activity, RNA polymerase II-specific
Source: RefSeq, a predicted model, not a curated record
AAAGUAGGAAGUGGCCUCGGUGGGUCGGGUGGCAUCUCUGCCAGGGGAGCUUCUGGGCGCGUGGAAGGAGCAGCCUUUGGGGAGGGGGGCAGAAAAAGGCUGCAGGGUUGGGGAGCCCCCUCCCCUCUUUAUCACCUCCCUCUCCCCCAGGGCUUGAGAGCGCAAGAGACGCCCUGCUGGAUCAGGUCCUGGAUGCACGCAGCCCGAGCCUACCUCGCAGGGUUGUAGCGAGGACGGAAUGAGGAGGGGGUGAGUCUCGUUGGACGCCUUGGGGGUCCCUGGAGGAAAGUUCAGAUAAAGAAAAGGAGCAUCUUUUCACCAUUCCAUUCCAAGAAAUGCAGACUUGGGAAAAGGACUCUGGCCCAGACCUCUGUGCCCAGGUGGUAGCCCUAGCUGAGGAUUUCCUCCUGAGACGGCAAGAGCCUAACGGAGAGGCACAAAACGCGCCUGAGCUCUCAGAGAAGAAUCUUUUGGAUUCCAAGAAGGCACAGGAAGACAAGCAGGCAGAGGUGGUGGAAGAAUAUGAUGGGGAGACUGCCUUAUUAGUUGACGAGUCCGACAGCGAAAACGAAGAGGGGGUCCUCCCAGCAGAAAGACCCGAGCGCAGAAACCCCACCCGGAUAUCGUUGGAAGAAGUCAUCCUCGGGAAGCUUUUCCCAGUGGAAGAAGGGCCUCCCGGCAACGUGCCCACGACAGACUUUGCCACGGAGAAGCCGUUUGAGUGCUCCGAGUGCGGGAAGCACUUCUCUACCAGCUCCCACCUCAUCAACCACAAGCGCGUCCACACAGGGGAGAAGCCCUACAAGUGCUUGAGCUGCGGGAAAAGCUUCACGGAGCGAGGCAACCUCUUGAAGCACCAGAGGACCCACACGGGCGAGAAGCCCUACGGAUGUUCCGACUGCGGGAAAGCCUUUGGCAUCAGCUCUCAGCUGAUCAGCCACAAGCGAGUGCACACGGGGGAGAAGCCCUACGAGUGCUCGGACUGCGGGAAGAGUUUCUGCACGAGCUCGCAGCUCGUGCGCCACAGCCGGGUCCACACGGGCGAGAAGCCAUACGAGUGCUCCGCCUGCGGGAAAACCUUCAGCCAGAGGUCAUACCUCGUGGGGCACGAGAGGACGCACACGGGCGAGAAGCCCUUCGAGUGCUCGCAGUGCGGGAAGUGGUUCUCGCACCGCUCCGACCGCCUGAGGCACGAGAAGAUCCACACGGGCGAGAAGCCCCACAAGUGCGCCGACUGCGGGAAGGGCUUCAACCAGAAGGGCUCCCUUGUCACGCACCAGAGGACCCACACGGGGGAGAAGCCCUUCGAGUGCUCUGAGUGUGGGAAGAGCUUCAACGAUCGGGGUUACCUUAUCACACACCGGAGAACCCAUACAGGGGAGAAGCCCUACGAGUGCCUGGACUGCGGGAAGAGCUUCAGCCGCACGUCCCACCUGACCGUGCAUAAAAAGACACAUGGGAGGGAGAGGCCGUAGCCGGAUCAGGAGGUGGGGGGAAAGAGAAGACAAACGAACACACACAUUUGAGUGUCCUUUGGGAAGGGGGCAAAAACCUGCCCCUCUCACAGCAGCCUUUUCCAUCUUGGUAUCCACAAGAUGUUGCUAUUUAUUUGAUUCCGUACCCACUGUUUACCAUAAGGUCCGAGGGCAGGUUAGAGCAACUAAAAAAUAAAACUCCAAACUCCUAUUAGCCACAGCAAGUAGAGACAAUGGGCAGGAAUGAUGGGAGCCGGAGUUCAGCAUCUGGGGAGCAUCCAGUUGAGGGACACUAUGCAUACUUUUAUAAACCUCAGUAUUCAUGCCCCUUCUUGGACUUAUUUCUUCUCCCUUAUACGCAUACACAAAGACACCCCAUCCGGAAUUAUCAGGCUCUUCCCCCUGCUCUAAAACAUCUUUUGUCACCUAGUGUUUCUUAAACUUGGGUCUCCAGCUGGUCAGGGAUAAUGGGAGUUGUAGUCAAACAACAGCUGGGGGAUCCAAGUUUGAGAAACACUGGACCCCCUAAAAAUGGUUGAAUUUCUCCCCAUUUUGUCUUCUGCCAUGGAAACCACCAUCACCUUUCUCUCUCACAUAUAUAAACAGAACUUGAAAGAUCCACAGCUCGUCAUCUGAGCUCUUGGAAAUCUGCAAUAUUCCCCCGUAAUCUCAAGUGAUAAUAUAAGCAGCUGUGUCCAGGCAGCUUGUCGUGGAGUCAGCAUAAUUUGCCAAUUUCGCUUCUGCACAUUUUCUGUCUUGAUCUCGACCGAUAUUACCUGCCCUGCACAAGGCGGCAUGGGCUGUUCUAGAAACAAGGAUGUAUAAUAAAAGUUAGAUGUGAUGCAUGCAUGCUUAUUGACCGAAGGGUUUGUGUUAAACGUGGGGGCGUAUCUCAUUAAAGCCCGGAUCUGCCCUAUACAGUGGUACCUCGUGCUACAGAUGCUUCAGGUUACAGACUCCGCUAACCCAGAAAUAGUACCGCAGGUUAAGAACUUUGCUUCAGGAUGAGAACAGAAAUCGCAGUGCGGCGGCAGCGGGAGGCCCUAUUAACUAAAGUGGUACCUCAGGUUAAGAACAGUUUCAGGUUAAGAACGGACCUCCAGAACGAAUUACUGUAAGUUCUUAACCUGAGGUACCACUGUACAUUUAAAGACGUAUCUUGAUACUUGAAACAGCCAUGGCUUCCCUCAAAGGAUCCUAAGAAAUGCCAUUUUGUUAACGGUGCUGAAAGUUGUUGGAAAGCAGGUGGGGAGAUCAACAUGAAAAAGAGCCUUGGUGAGGGUUGGUGGCAAUACAUUUCUCCCGACCAUCUCCAGCCCCUUGGAAAAUCCUAAACUACAAAUAUUAAAAUAUGUGCAUAUAUACUCCUGAAAACCGGAAAGGAAAUACUCUGACACAGAGGGAGAGAGCUGGUUGAAGUAAGGUGGGAAAAUACUGUACUGUGGGAAUUCCUACAGGGCUGAUUGCUAUUUUUCCACUCUUCUAUCACAUUGUCUAAGGUGGGGCUGGUAGAGUUGGACUUUUUUCAUUCCCUCAUAGGGAAAUUUCAUGGGGCUCACAUGGCACCAGAGGCAAAAAUACAAAUUUGUAUGCAGAGCAACAUACAGAUUUAGUUUCUACACCCACCUACCCCUCUGUGCUCCAUCUCAACAAGAGAGAGACAUUAAUCAUAAAGUUUAAGGCCAUAUAUUACAUCCAGGCAAAAAACCAAAACACCAUUCAAGGUCACAGAGCCUGGGGACACUGGGUGUUGGGUGGGUGGGUGGGGAAAGUUCAAAGGGCCGAAGAGAAGAGUCUGGAGGGCUGCUUUUUACUCCCAGGGCCAGAGGUUGAAAAGGCAGGUAGCAUACAUAAACUCGUAGAAAUCUAUGGCUCAGGCUGGGCAAGGCAGAACCAAACACAGAAGCUGGAAGAUGCAAUGCACCCAUUUGAUUCUAAAGAGUUUUAUUCAGAGCUAUAUUCUUCGGAAAAUGCAAGUGAAGACAAUGGUUUUUAUAUAGUGCUGACAUGGAUAAAAGCCAGAUGGGGGUUUCAGCGACCAGAAGGAUUAAGAGGGAGGAGAUGAUCUUGGGAGAUAUUUCAAUAAUUUUGAAGCAGUUGCAAGAUAACCAACCUCUGAAAAGGCUCGUGAGAACGUUAAAGAUACUCUGCUG